AUGGCCGCCGGCGCCCGGCGCUGCUCCGGCCUCGGCUCCGGCUCGGGGCCCCGGGGGCGGCCGAGGCUCGGCUUCCCGCCGCCGCCGCCGCCGCCGCUGCUCCUGCUCCUGCUCCUGCUGCCGCCGCCCGCCGCCGCCGCCGCCGCCCCGCGGGAGCCCGACAGCCCGUGCCGGCUCAAGACCGUCACGGUGUCCGCGCUGCCCGCCCUGCGGGACGGAGACCUGGGCUGGAGCGGCGGCCGCGCGGGGGCCGGGAGCGGGGCCGGGGCCGGGGCCGGGAGCGGGAGCGGGGCCGGGGCCGCCGCCGCCGCCGCCGCCGCCGCCGCCGCGUCCUCGGGCUCCGCGGGCCCCGCGGGCGCCGCCGCCGACUCGCGCCUCCUGCUCUUUGUGCGCAGCGAGCUGCCGGGGCGCGUGGCGGUGCAGGACGACCUGGACAACACCGAGCUGCCCUUCUUCACCCUCGAGAUGUCUGGCACAGCGGCGGACAUCUCCCUGGUCCACUGGAGGCAGCAGUGGCUGGAGAACGGGACCUUGUAUUUCCACGUCUCCAUGAGCAGUGCCGGCCAGCUGGCCCGGGCCACCGCGCCUACGCUCCAGGAGCCCUCAGAGAUUGUAGAAGAGCAGUUGCACAUUCUCCACAUUUCCGUGAUGGGUGGCCUCAUCGCGCUGCUGCUGCUGCUGCUGGUGUUCACCGUGGCGCUGUACGCGCAGCGCCGCUGGCAGAAACGCCGCCGGGUGCCCCAGAAGAGCGCGAGCACGGAAGCCACGCACGAGAUUCACUACAUCCCGUCAGUGCUGCUGGGACCCCAGGCCCGGGAAAGCUUCCGCGCGUCUCGGCUGCAGGCUCACAACUCCGUCAUCGGGGUACCCAUCCGGGAGACCCCCAUCCUGGAUGACUACGACUACGAGGACGACGAGGACCUGCCCCGGCGCACCAACCAUGUGUCCCGGGAGGAUGAGUUUGGCAGCCAGGUGACCCACACCCUGGACAGUCUGGGCCGGCCCGGAGAGGAGAAGGGGGACUUUGAGAAGAAAGCAGCAGCUGAGGCGACGCAGGAGACCGUGGAGUCCCUGAUGCAGAAGUUCAAGGAGAGUUUCCGCGCUAACACGCCCAUCGAGAUCGGUCAGCUGCAGCCAGCCCCACGCAGGGCCUCGGCAGGGAGGCGGAAGCGGAGGAGCAAGUCUCGAGGGGGAAUCAGCUUUGGGAGAACCAAGGGGACUUCGGGUUCAGAGGCAGAUGAUGAAACGCAGCUGACGUUUUAUACGGAGCAGUACCGUAGUCGCCGCCGCAGCAAAGGUUUGCUGAAAAGCCCAGUGAACAAGACAGCCUUGACGUUGAUUGCUGUGAGCUCCUGCAUCCUGGCCAUGGUGUGUGGCACUCAGAUGUCCUGUCCACUCACCGUGAAGGUGACUCUGCACGUGCCUGAGCACUUCAUUGCAGAUGGAAGCAGUUUCGUGGUGAGUGAAGGGAGCUACCUGGACGUCUCAGACUGGCUAAACCCGGCCAAGCUGUCCCUGUAUUACCAGAUCAAUGCCACCUCCCCAUGGGUGAGGGACCUCUGCGGACAGCGGACAACAGACGCCUGCGAGCAGCUUUGCGACCCCGAAACUGGAGAGUGCAGCUGUCAUGAAGGCUAUGCCCCCGACCCGGUUCAUAGACACCUGUGUGUGCGCAGUGACUGGGGACAGAGUGAAGGACCUUGGCCGUACACUACACUUGAGAGAGGUUAUGACCUAGUAACGGGAGAGCAAGCUCCUGAAAAGAUCCUCAGGUCUACUUUCAGCUUGGGCCAAGGACUCUGGCUUCCGGUCAGCAAAAGCUUUGUGGUUCCGCCUGUGGAGCUGUCCAUCAACCCCCUGGCUAGCUGCAAGACGGACGUGCUCGUCACAGAAGACCCUGCGGAUGUCAGGGAAGAAGCGAUGCUGUCCACAUACUUUGAAACCAUCAACGACCUGCUGUCCUCCUUUGGGCCUGUGCGUGACUGCUCUCGGAACAAUGGUGGCUGCACACGAAACUUCAAGUGCGUGUCUGACCGCCAGGUAGACUCCUCGGGAUGUGUGUGCCCCGAGGAGCUGAGGCCCAUGAAGGACGGCUCGGGAUGCUACGACCACUCCAAAGGGAUCGACUGCUCUGACGGCUUCAAUGGCGGCUGUGAGCAGCUGUGCCUGCAGCAGACGCUGCCUUUGCCCUACGACGCCACCUCCAGCACCAUCUUCAUGUUCUGCGGUUGUGUGGAGGAGUACAAGCUGGCUCCUGAUGGAAAAUCCUGCCUAAUGCUCUCAGAUGUCUGCGAGGGCCCCAAAUGCCUCAAACCUGACUCCAAAUUCAACGACACCCUCUUUGGAGAGAUGCUACAUGGUUACAACAACCGGACCCAGCAUGUGAACCAAGGCCAAGUCUUCCAGAUGACCUUUAGGGAGAACAACUUCAUCAAGGACUUCCCUCAGCUGGCCGAUGGGCUGUUGGUGAUCCCGUUGCCGGUGGAGGAGCAGUGCCGGGGGGUCCUCUCCGAGCCCCUCCCAGACCUCCAGCUGCUCACUGGAGACGUCAGGUACGACGAGGCCAUGGGUUACCCGAUGGUGCAGCAGUGGCGGGUUCGAAGCAACCUCUACCGUGUGAAGCUCAGCACCAUCACCCUCUCAGCAGGCUUCACCAACGUCCUCAAGAUCCUGACGAGGGAGAGCAGCCGGGACGAGCUGCUGUCCUUCAUCCAGCACUACGGCUCGCAUUACGUCGCCGAGGCCCUGUACGGCUCCGAGCUCACCUGCCUCAUCCACUUCCCCAGCAAGAAGGUCCAGCAGCAGCUGUGGCUCCAGUAUCAGAAAGAGACCACAGAGCUGGGCAGCAAGAAGGAACUCAAGUCCAUGCCCUUCAUCACCUACCUCUCAGGUCUGCUGACAGCCCAAAUGCUGUCGGAUGACCAGCUCAUCUCAGGUGUGGAGAUCCGCUGUGAGGAGAAAGGCCGUUGUCCAUCUACCUGCCACCUUUGCCGCCGACCAGGCAAGGAGCAGCUGAGCCCCACACCAGUGCUGCUGGAAAUCAACCGUGUGGUACCACUUUACACCCUUAUCCAAGAUAAUGGUACCAAGGAGGCUUUCAAGAGUGCACUGAUGAGCUCCUACUGGUGCUCAGGGAAAGGGGACGUGAUCGAUGACUGGUGCAGAUGUGACCUCAGCGCCUUUGAUGCCAGUGGGCUCCCCAACUGCAGCCCCCUCCCGCAGCCAGUGCUUCGUCUGUCCCCAACAGUAGAGCCCUCCAGCACAGUGGUCUCCUUGGAGUGGGUGGAUGUUCAGCCAGCUAUUGGGACCAAGGUCUCGGACUAUAUUCUGCAGCAUAAGAAAGUGGAUGAAUAUACGGAUACGGACCUCUACACAGGAGAGUUCCUGAGUUUUGCGGAUGACUUACUCUCGGGCCUGGGCACAUCAUGUGUAGCAGCUGGUCGGAGCCAUGGAGAGGUCCCUGAAGUCAGUAUCUACUCUGUCAUCUUCAAGUGUCUGGAGCCCGACGGUCUCUACAAGUUCACUUUGUAUGCUGUGGAUACACGAGGGAGGCACUCAGAGCUCAGCACAGUGACCCUGAGGACAGCCUGUCCGUUGGUGGAUGACAACAAGGCAGAAGAGAUAGCAGACAAGAUCUACAAUCUGUACAAUGGGUAUACAAGUGGAAAGGAGCAGCAGACUGCCUACAACACGCUGAUGGAGGUCUCGGCCUCAAUGCUGUUCCGAGUCCAGCACCACUACAACUCUCACUACGAGAAGUUUGGCGACUUUGUCUGGAGGAGUGAGGAUGAGCUUGGGCCCAGGAAGGCCCACCUGAUCCUGCGGCGACUGGAGAGGGUGAGCAGCCACUGCUCCAGCCUCCUGCGAAGCGCUUACAUCCAGAGCCGUGUGGACACCGUGCCCUACCUUUUCUGCCGCAGCGAGGAGGUCCGGCCUGCGGGUAUGGUGUGGUACAGCAUCCUCAAGGACACCAAAAUCACGUGCGAGGAGAAGAUGGUGUCCAUGGCCCGAAACACGUAUGGGGAGUCCAAGGGCCGGUGAGGGAGGGUGCUGCCCUCCGUGAGCACAGAGACUCUCCGUGGGAGGGGGAGCAGUACUCUCAUGGAUCCUGGGGCCUGGGGGGGGCUGGGGGACAGCUGAGGAUGGGCCUGGCAGAUGAGGCUUGCCAGCAAGGCCAAAGCAAACUCUUUCUCUUGUGGAUAGCCGGCAGAGAACUUUGUAACCACUGGAAUUAUCCGUUUUUCUCUUUUAUUUUUUCUAAGAUAUUAUUUGACUCUAUCAAAGUCUCUCCUUUUUAAACUUUUUCUUAUGGAUGGCAGUCAAUCCCGAGGCAGGAGCUUUCAGGUGGAGACCAAGCGGCCUUUGCUCUUCUUCCUUCCUCCUGCCACACUCAGCUUCCUUCCUGCAAUGGACCCCGAAGGAGACCUAUGGAGAGACAAUCUGACCUCUUCAGCAUCAGGAAGGAGGCCCUGAGGAUUGUUGCAGUGAGGAAUCCUGGGUCUUUAUGACUUUUUUUUUUCCAGACGUUAUUGAGUUUGCAGGAGCCCUGCCUCUUCCUGCUACCUGUGGGUCUGCCCAGAGUCCCUGCAGGACUUUCCAUGCAUUAAAAAUUCUUAUUGUCUCUCUUUC
Molecule: messenger RNA, 4629 nt
Organism: Canis lupus familiaris (dog)
Lineage: Eukaryota; Metazoa; Chordata; Mammalia; Carnivora; Canidae
Gene: ASTN2
Product: astrotactin 2
Exons: 23
Coding region: 1-4041 (1346 amino acids)
Biological process (GO): neuron cell-cell adhesion; neuron migration
Molecular function (GO): protein binding
Source: RefSeq, a predicted model, not a curated record